UUUCGACCAUUCAGUGAGGUGUUUGACUACGGUGAAAACACAACUACAUAUCUUCCCGCUCCUGCUGCUUACAUUCGUGCAAAUAACUAUAUAUAUAACACAGUGGAAAAGGAAGUGUUUUUAAAGAGAGUUGUGAGGUGGAGGAACAUAGCCAGCAGAGGUCCUGGAGGAUGGCGGGAGGAACAUCGUUGUGUCUACUUGUGUCACCACGACAUGGCUGAUUGCCUCCAAACUGUACUUUUGGUUUAAUUAUUGUUUGUAACAAGCUCAGUGUGAUAGUGAUACCAUUGUGAGUUAUCUUCUUGUUCUGUGACAUCCUAAGAAUAAAAACAAAAACUCGGUGAGUGGAGUUAAGAACCCACUGUAGCGCAGGUGUUUAUAAAGAGUGGGGACUGUGGCCGAGUACGAGUGUGGAGAUGCUGUGGUGAGGGUGGCGGGUGAGAGCAGCAGGCAUGAGGUCGGGCGCACCCUGACCCGUGCCCCCCAAGCCGUGCCCCCAGAGCCAACCAUGGGCCAGGGGGCCAGCUACCACCACCACCAGCACCAUCCACACCAACAGCAGGCAUCACACUGGGCCAUGGAUUCCACGCCAGACCCCACACACAGUCCCCACCAGGUGCGGCAGCGGGUGCAGCACCAGCAGCAGCAGCGAGAAAUGAAAGAACUGCAGCUGGAUAGGGAACAUCAUGAGAGACAGUUGCAGCAGCAGCAGGAGGUAGCUGGCCUCAGUACUGGUUGUUGUGGCUCUGGCACCUCAUGUAGUUGUGGAGGCGGUCUGUCGUCCACAGCUGCAAUUUAUGGUACUACAUCUGCUCCUGACCCUGCUCCUCAUGCGGUCGUUGUGACGCCCCCUCGCAGCCUUCCCCACCACCACCACCACCACCAUCAUCACCAGCAGCAGCAGCCAGAGUCACCCAUUGCCACCAAUGCCACUGGUUUGGGCAGUAGCAGCAGGUGUAGUGGGUCAGGUGGAACUUGUAGCAGCAGCAGUAAUGGGUGUGGUCACUGGUGUUCUUCGUGCAGGGUUCGUGUCCAAUUAGAAGUGGAAUGUGUUGGGGGGAUGGAGGCACGGCCCUCACCCCCGAGGGGUGGUCGCCUUCGUACCUUGGCCUUCCCAAAGAGGCACCGACACAAGACUAAGACUCCCACCAGAGACAUCCCACCACAACCCAAGAAGAAGAAAACACCCUGGACUUUCAGAUUAAACUGUAGGUUACGGCCUUCAAAAUCUGAGCCAGAGCCUGAUGCUAGCUCUAGUGUAGGCUGUGGGGCGUGCAUGUGUCCAAGCCUGCGGCGGCCAGAGCCAGACCUGCACACCCAUCACCAUCAUCACCACACUGUUGCUGGACUUCCCUCUGCACAAGAUGUACCCACAGUAUCAAGUGUAGGGGCAGGCAUGGCAGCCAGCCCUGGUGGUGCAGUGGCUCUAAGGGCUCCUGUCAUUGACCUCUCGAGGUUUAACCCAGAAGCUUAUCCAAUUGAGGACUGGGAGGAGCGUGCACGACAAGAGAGGGCACGGGAGAUGGCAGAGGGUGUAGAGCCGCCUCCAGGAUUUACCAGUGCACCAGGAUCACUUGGACUCCCUCCAGCACACCACAGCCUCACACCUGCACAUCAUGCUCUCACACAUCUGCAGUUACAGCAUCAGCACCAGCUGCAGCUUCAGCAGGCAGGUGCAGUAACAACUUUGCCCUUACCUUACAACUCAAUGCUGGACCUUCAGUUACUUCUGGAGCGGUCUCUUCGCUUGGGUCUGGCAGGUCCCCGCUCUGUUGCAGCCUCGCUCACGGAGGAGACACUGUUGCAGCAAGUUGGUCGACUUGCUGGGGAGGGCUCAUUAUUGCAGCGUACAGUACACACACAAGUGGACUACAUUCAUUGUCUUGUACCUGAUCUUCUCAGUAUAACUAAUUGUGUGUUCUACUGGGGUAAAAUGGACCGGUACGAGGCCGAGCGCCUCCUUGACAACCGUCCGGAAGGAACCUUCCUGCUCCGGGACUCUGCACAAGAAGAAUACCUCUUUUCUGUAUCCUUCAGAAGAUAUGGCCGUUCCCUUCAUGCUCGCAUUGAACAGUGGAACCAUAAGUUUAGCUUUGAUUCACAUGAUCCCGGUGUGUUUGCAUCUGACACUGUGUGUGGCUUGAUAGAGCAUUACAAGGAUCCAUCAUGUUGUAUGUUUUUUGAACCAAUGCUGACCAACCCACUUGCCCGUACGUUCCCAUUCCCACUGCAGCACCUGUGUCGUGCUGUCAUAUGCUCCACCACCACCUACGAUGGUAUCAAUAAUCUGCGCCUCCCCAAGCCACUCAACAACUACCUCAAAGAGUACCACUACAAGCAGCGAGUCAGAGUACGCCGUCUCGACCAUUAGCAGCGGUGACUCGCUCACUACCUUGAGAGGUGUAGCACAUGAAGCAGGUCAGUUAGUGGUGCCACCUAUACAGUACUACCUUUUACAGCAGAUGAAGGGGACACAUACCACAGAGGCAUCAGAGUCACAACAGCCAUGUCUUUACCAGUGUAAGAUACAGACAGUGCCAGUGGGGUUACUAGCGUGUGACUCCUGGGGCAGCCAUUGAGGCUUAAGAGGGGGAUUACCUUCCAGGGAGGUGAGGUUAGUGCCCUGUAUCAAGAAAGAUUUCCUUGUGUAGAUCAUUGCCCUACUCCAUUGGGUAUUCAUCUUAGUCCCUCAUGUUAUGUCAGGUUGCCUUCUUCCCAGCUAUAAUGGUGCUGCAGGACAUCCCCCUCCCUCCUCUCACCCCCACCUUCCUUACACACAUCCAGUGUUUCCAGAACAGAAUUAUAAGUGAAUAUGUGUGUUUAUACUCAGCUGCCUCUGGAUCCAGCUACUGGAAUGCCUAGAUACGCUUAAUACUUUGUACUCAACUUACACACGCAGUCCUUCCCUUCCUGUCAAGAGAUAUAGAUGUAUGCAUGUUGGGGGAUGUGUGUGAGAGAGAUUGGGCAUGUUGUAACCUUGAUAAUCAAAGGCUCAGAUUGAAUGAUCCGUAUGCCAUGGUUUAACAACAGUUUCUCUCUUAUCCUAUUAUCCCUGCCAUUGUUAUCUGUGAAUUACCAUAUACCUGUUCUGUAGUUGUUAGGGAGAGAGAGAGAGAGAGAGCUGGGGUUCCCUCAAGGUCGCUACACUGGUUACUAUUUUGUUUAGAGACGAAAAUAAAUGGAUUAUUUGAUAGGUGCUCCUGAAAGCACAGUCCUUUUCCACUGCGACAUUUUGCCUGUUCAAAAAUGAAAUACAGUAUGUUCUUUUAUUUUUUUGACAAUGCCCAACUCAUGUUAAGUUCCACGAAAAUCACAAAAAAAAUGUAUGCACAGACACACACAUCAAAAGCAGCCAGUGGUUAGAUAUAAGAUUGUAAAUUUCCAGUGAGAGUACGAAAAACAGAUCCUUUAAUUGUAAGAAGCAAUUGUUAAGUUAUCUGUACCACUCGAGAAGAUUGGUAGAGUUUGUUUUGUUUUGACGUGCAGACCUAGAUGGGGCCUGGCAUGUAGGGUUGAAGUACAAGUUGAGGUGAUGUGGAUGUUACCUCAUAUACUACCUGUUGCUUCCUGGCAGUGUUCUGUUUUUUAUAUGUUAGUCAGGAGUGUAAGGGAGAUGGCACUGUAUAGGUCUGGAGUGUUAUCAUUGUUGUGUGAGUGGUGUGGAUACAUGUGGUGGGGUGGAUGUUUUCUGAGUGGUGUACCUGUGUGUGAAUGUUUACUUCAUUUGUGUGUGACUUUACAAUUGGUAUUUUAUCAGUAAAUUAUUAUAUAGAUUUCUUUUUUGCAUUUGUCAUAUACAGUAUAUACAGUAUAUUCAGGAGCAAGUAUGAAUGUUAAAGAGUGGUGGUUAGAACAAUAGGGUGCAAUAUAAUGGCUCCUGGUGUUCACAUAUAUAUUGUUGGGAAGUUUCUUUUAUUUUUUGAACAAAAUGUUAAGGUUAAUCUUGCAACAAACAAAAAGGAAUGUUUAAACCCACGUGUUUAUUUUUUCCUCCGUAUUAUAAAUCUUGGUUAGGAUUUUUGUUGUUGGAGCUUAUUGUAUUUAAUAGCUAAAAUAUACAAUAACAUAGGAUGCAUUUUAAGGACUAGUUAUAGAUUCUGAAAUGGUUUUAGAUUCUGCACCCUUGGAGUUGGUACUGGUGCAGGUAUCAUCUGUGUUCUCAAUUGUGUUUAUUGUAAUACUAUGGUCACAUUGCAACUGGAGAUUAUAUUUAAAAAGUAUUAGCUUACUUGUUGAAGGUUGUUAGUGCCAGCUGAAGAGAAAGGAAUGCGAGUAACUUUAGGGUAACUUUAUUGUCGUGAUUCACAAGGCUGAUGUGUGUCUCAGACGGGCAACAUGAGCGGACCGUGUCACCAAGACUUACGGGAUGGUAAGUCUCUAUGGAUGAAUGUUCGGUGUGUUGUUGCAUCAUGUUACACUAUAUCACGUGUUGUGCAUAUUUAAAAACGUGGUGGAUCUGUAACUUGUUUCAAUAGACUGUGUGGAGGUGGAGUGUUGUUAAUCUUAGUAUCUUUUGUGUAUUACUGGUCACAGUUAAUAUAGAAACAGGGUAAUAGGGAAGUGUGUUUUCAUGAUCAAAUUGUGCAGCAGCCAACCACCCACCCACCCAAUGUCAGGAGGAGUGGCCAUCACGGUGGUCCUAGCACAGGGGCUGCCUUCUUUGCUCACCUUCCAGUGAAAUGUGUACAGUACUGUAUUAGUUUAUGUGUACAGCAUCACCAUCAAGUAAGUGAUGUUAGUAAUUUAUCAGCAUGCAGUCUGUCAGUUAUGUAAGUGGACAGCAUCAGUAAUAUGUAAAUUAUUUAUGAAUAUAUGAGUAUGGAUCGUCAUGGUCUGGUUGAUGAGUGUAAUAGCCUCUGAUAAAUGUAUUAGUUUGAGUUUCUUAACAGCAUCAUCCUGGAGAUGAUUGUAGCUCAAUGGUAUACUGUACUGUACAGCUAACAUGCUGUAAGUUGUGUACUGUACACUUAUUUUCAUAACUUUGGAGAGGUGAGCUGGAAGUUAUCAACAUCAAUUAGACCUUAUUAAAGGUCACUCGUUGCAAGUUUUGCUUGUUACUGGAUGUGCUGGCCACGUAUCCCUGGGUGGUGGUUCUGUAUACAGGGUGUCUCAAAAAUGUAUACACACACUACUUUACAGGUUUUCAUGGAAAACUCUUAGGCACUGUGUAUACAUUUUUCUGAGACACCCUGUAUAAUUGUCUGCUGAGUUGAGUUGCCAAUGAUACAGUAUAUUAAAUGUUUCUUCAACCAGGAAAAGUAUUAUUUUUCUCAUAUAUGUUACGUAUAUAUUUUUGUAUUUCAUUUCCUGUGCCAUUGAACCCUGUGACUUAAUUACACUGUCUGUCAUCACUCCAAAGCGUAUCUGGGAAAAAAAUAAAAAAGACAUCACUUACCAUUGUUAUUAUUACAGAGAGUGUCUUUUGAAUGUUAUAAUACUACUCCUGCUGCAAGUUCAUGUGAUGGAAUGCCUUCGUUGCCGUUACCAGUGAUUAGGCUAUGGUCUUCUUUAACAGGUUUUUACAUGUUGUGGCCUCUUUGUCACUGCCUGCCCCCUCCUCACUUAUCUCUCCAUGUUUCCCUCUUCUUUAUCUCCUUACCGUGGUUUUUCGCUCAUUAUUCUUCCGAUUCCUCGUCCAGUCUUUAUUCUGUUGCUCCUAUUCUAAACCAUUCUUGUGCUUGCUUUCCUCUCAUUCUUCUCUAUCUGUCUCUUCCUGUAAUCAUUUUCCUUCCUGUCAUUAUUUUCAUUCAUCUGUCUGUCUUCACUUAAUCAUUCUCCUUCCUCUGUCAUUCUUUUCCCUUCAUUCUUUUGGCCUCAUAGGUAACUGCUAAUUCUGUUGUGUUUAAUGGGGGUUCUUAAAAUCCUUUGUAGGCAUUAGAUUGAUUGUUGCAGGUCAGUUCUACACUUCGUUUCUGCGAGUUAAUUUGGUCCAGGGUGUUGACGAUAUCUCUUGUCGUUGAUGGUAAUGGAAUAUUGGCCAGGGUUUUAAGUUAUUUUUGCCAUUGAUGAUGAUGGUAUUGGCCAAGGUGUUAAGGUAGCUUUUGCCAUUGAUAAUAACAAUAUUGGCCUGGGUGUUAAGUUACCAACUGCCUCUAAUGAUAAUAUAAUAAUGAGUCGGUAUCAUGGCCCAGUUUACAUUGGUAUUCCACUACAGAAAAUGUCAGUAUUAUAUCUAUUUAGAAAUUUGAUCAUCUGACAGGAUCACUGAAUGACCUUUGUUUCUUGCUGAUAAUGACUUGGACGUCAUGUAUAUUUUUAAGAAUGGUCUUAAGAUUGCUUCUCCUCUCCGUUUCUUUCCUCUGACUCGGUACAGUACAGGAUGUGAAAGGCUUGUACUGCACCACAAUGACAAAUUCUCGGGAUGAAUCACCCAUGACAAGUACCGGUAUAGAGAACAAGAAUCAGUGACAUUAUUAGACCGUAGUGUAUCUAUUUCUCUUUAUCUCCAGUGAUUAAUUAGUGUUACCUCAGAGAUGUUGUUUAGUAUUUGAUAUUCAGGAAAGACUUUUAUUUUUUCUUUGUGUGUGUCUGUAUGUCUGUCUCUGGUCAGUAAAUUCUGUCGGAAGUUGUUAGUAUUUUGUUUUGUGGUGCUCGUGUUUAACUCAUUUGCUGUUGAGAUCAUAUGAGGUUAUACAGUAUGCAAGGUGUCUCAUAGGUUGCACUCCAUGGGAAAAUUAAUGUGUGUUGGUAGAUCAAGUUCCUUUUGCAUCUGGUUUUCCGUUCAUGAGCAUUAAAACUCUACCGCCAUAUUCAUCGAGUUAGGAUUCCCUCACCCGAAGGAGGAAAAAGGAAAUGACUAAAUUUUCUCUAUGAUAUGCGAGCUAUGUGCGAGACAAUACGGUAGAGUAAUCCUUGCCCACCGCAACUUGUAACCCAUAAGUUGACACCUCUUAGCAUUCUGCAGUUAUGACUUUUGCUCUGCAUUUUCUAAACCCUCAAAAAUAUGGUUUCACUUCAAUAGUUUAUCCAAGAAUCCCAACUAAAAUUUAUGGGAAAUAUAAUAAGGUACAUUUUGACAGCAGUAUGGGUGUAAGGUCUGAAGUUUAAAUGAUUUGCUUGUAAAAUUUAAAGCGUUUUAAGUUUUAAAUAAGUUCAGACAAUAUUACGUUUGAUGAAUUCAAAUGUUGUAAUUGUUCCCAUUAAGAUUAUACAUGGGACAUUUUUCCCUCUUGUUACUUAUCACGUGUCUUUAAAUUAGUUUAUUGAGUUUGUAUUACGCAGAAGACGUCAACUAGUGGAUACGUGUUGGCUGUGUACCUUCCUCAUCAGCUCUGCUUUUCCUUGUUUUGUGUUUAUACAAAUAGCAUAAAGGUAGUGGAAUUUACCCAGAAGAGUUAUUGUGUAAAGGUACAGUACAGUACAGCAAGCAUGUAGUAAAGGCCUAAUAUUGUACUAUUACUUUAAAGCUAUGUCUGAGAGUGUCUAUGGGAGGACCAGAAACAGUGUGGUUAAGAUUGUGAGUGUUUCAUCUCAAUAUUGUACAAACAGAUGGUAGCUACUGACAGUUCUACUUGUCUGUUGUAAUUUGUGGACUAUGGGACAAUUAUAUUUAUCUUUGAUGUUUAUGUUCACGUGUUUAUAAUGAACGAUGUGAAUAUCUUCUUUAUUGUUCAUAAUGAGCAAAAAACUGAUGUUCCUUAGGUUGCUUACAUAAUGAUAUCAGUGUGUAUGUGUGUGACUUUAGAAUGGCAGUGUGUGUGUGUAGGGGAAGGGAUGGGGGGGGGGGAGUAGAACAUGUGGAUGGAUUGGUAUCCCUGUAAAUAUUUUGAACAAAGCAUACAUGGAACUUUAAACAUUUGUAUUGUCUUCAUGCUUCGAGUGAUCCAAGUUGGAGCUGUAGGUUCUAUUACAUGCUUAGGGAGAACGGCCCUAUGUCGUAGAAGUAUUUAUGUGCCACCUUUAAAAGAACUUCUGGAAGCUCUUCCGAUGAAUUAUUUGUUGGCCGGCCGGUGCCGCAUGUUGGACACCGCCACCAUGUCCGAUGUACAUAUGACAGUUACUCUGAAGUUGUAAUUCUUUGCCAAAAUGUGCUAUCUUAGUUGGUUAAACUAAGGUGUACAGAGGAAUGGAUAAGGUGUUCUCCUUAUUUUCUAAUGUGUAUAAACCCGUGUAUGUUCUCUUGGCCUCCUUUGGAAGGCCUUCAAUAAAAUAUCUUUGGUAUUA
Messenger RNA from Homarus americanus (American lobster), 8163 nucleotides. Its product is annotated as DNA N6-methyl adenine demethylase-like. The coding region runs from base 509 to 2371 and encodes 620 amino acids. Lineage: Eukaryota; Metazoa; Arthropoda; Malacostraca; Decapoda; Nephropidae. Gene Ontology annotation, molecular function: 1-phosphatidylinositol-3-kinase regulator activity. The record is from RefSeq and is a predicted model, not a curated record. Gene Ontology annotation, biological process: phosphatidylinositol phosphate biosynthetic process; intracellular signal transduction. The transcript has 2 exons. Gene Ontology annotation, cellular component: phosphatidylinositol 3-kinase complex.